AUGGCUCUGAGUCUUCUAGUGGCCCUGAUCGACGCUCGCCUCAAAUGCUCGGCGCUGGGCUUGGCCUACUACCACGCCUUUCUGGACCUGUUCAGCAUCUUUCUCAUGGAGGCGUCCCCCCGAGUGACACGAUCUUCAGUGAAGCGCUGGAUCAUCGGCACCUGGUGGCUGGCCGUGCUCGUGCUCACCUCGGGCUUCACGGGUCACAUGAAGGCCAGUCUGACCAUGAAAGACGAAGGCGGCCGCCUAGACACCGUCCACGACAUCGUCGUCAGGCCCGACGUGGUCCCCGUCAUCAUCAAAGGCACUCUCUUCGUCGAGCUCUUUCGGGGCACUCUAGACAAAGACCAGCAAGCUGUGUGGGCCCGCGCUAACCGCAUGAAGAGCAUCAUCCCGCCCAAGCAGGUCUUUACACGGGAGACUUUUGACGACGUCCUUCUUGGCAAAAAGGUGGUGUUUCUGGAGCCGUCGCUGUUCUACUACGCCGUGUCCAACCUGUACAAGAGCCUGCCCAAGGGCGAGUUCUACCUGGCCCGAGAGAGGAUCACUAACAUCACCAUGAGCAUGUGGAUCAACAGGGGCCUGCCUUUCAAGCUACGCAAGGCACUGCAUCAGCGGACCCGGUGGAUCAUCGAGUCUGGCAUGCCCGAAAAGUUUCGGCUGGACCUCAUCGCCAAGUUGUCGCGCGGGACCGGUGGCGACCAGGAGUUGGGACCCGCGUUCAGCUUCCACGCCAUCAAAGUGGAGGACGUCAUGGGCCUGUUCUACCUCCUCCUCGUCGGCUUGGCCUUCCCUGUCUGUGCCUUCCUGGCCGAGCUAGUCGUCUACCGUCUCACUCGAAGGCACGCUACUCGUACGUCAUACAGAAGACACGGAGUUUCUCCGCGGACAUGACGUAGUUAUCCGCGGACACGCCUCAGGCACGUUAGGAGCACGCUUGCUUCAUGCGUAUGUAUGCUUUGAACCCGUCUGCUGACAGUCUCUGUAUGACCAAUGUGUUAAAGUCCAAAGAAGAAACACGCAUUUGAAAGUGUCUUAUUUUGUAUGAUGUGUUCGCAACAUGAGCCUGUACCACUGAUGUCUACUACAAGGGACGGCACGUCGCCGCUCUCAGAGCCGAGUGAAGCCAUCCAUAGUUGGAUGCUUUUCUCAGAAGUCGUGCAUCCACUGGGUUUCUUAUAGUGUAUUCAGUCGAUGUUUUGGUCACGCUUUUUUCUCGUUUCUAGGUGGCUUUUAAGA
Ixodes scapularis (black-legged tick) is the source of this 1239-nucleotide messenger RNA. RefSeq lists its product as uncharacterized. The transcript is spliced from 5 exons. Bases 1 to 894 code for a protein of 297 amino acids. NCBI's taxonomy places the organism in Eukaryota, Metazoa, Arthropoda, Arachnida, Ixodida, Ixodidae. The record is from RefSeq and is a predicted model, not a curated record. Gene Ontology annotation, cellular component: membrane. Gene Ontology annotation, molecular function: ligand-gated monoatomic ion channel activity.